UGCUGCAUAACGCGUUGCAAGUACGCAUCACCCUUGAGCUUAGCUAAAUGUGAAUCUAGUCCACCCUCUCACUCUUUCCUCCCCUCUUCACUCUCCCAAGCCCAAAUCUAUCCUCUCUUACAACAAUGGUAAUAACACCCCGUUAUUCCCAUUCUACCCCUACUCUCCUCCUCUACUUUCUACUAGUCUCUGCCACCACAACCCCAUCUCUCUCUCUCAACCUCACCGCCAUCCUCUCUCCCUUCCCAGAUCUCUCCCUCUUCUCCUCUCUCCUCCUCUCCACCGCCGUCUACGACGAUCUCUCCACCGUCACAUCUCUCUCCCUCCUCGCUCUCCCCAACUCUCUCCUCUCUCCCCCGCCUCCCAACAUCGCCGACAUUCUCCGCUACCACAUCCUCCUCGAAUACCUCUCCCCCUCCGAUCUCCGCCACCUCCCCCCCUCCGGCCGCCUCAUCCGCACUCUCUUCUCCACCACAACCCCAAUCUCCGUCAACAUAACUCGAGACACCGUCAACAAUUCCGUCAACAUAACUCCAUCCGACGACGGAGCUACUAGCAUCACCGUCACAUCCUGUGUCAAAACGAUGCCGUACAAUGUCUCCGUUUAUGUAGUGAACGCAAUGCUGAUUCCGUCGAGUGUCGAUAUAAUGGCGUCGGAAUCGCAACCGCCGCUAGGCCUCAACAUCACUAAAGCGUUGAUCGACGGCCAUGAUUUCAACGUCGCGGCGGCGCUGCUGGAAGCUUCCGGAGUCUCCGAUGAACUCGAAUCCGCCGAGAACGGUGCCGGAAUCACGCUUUUCAUCCCCACCGACGAUUCAUUCGCCGAUCUACUCCCCAGCGUCAAAAUACAAUCCCUAACGGCAGAUAAAAAAACGGUUCUGUUAAAAUACCACGUCUUACAUUCUUAUUACCCGCUCGGUUCGCUCGAGUUGAUAGUGAACCCGGUCGAGCCCACCUUCGCCACCGAUUUAGCCUCUGCGGGAGACUACACAAUAGGCAUUUCCCGGCUUAACGGGUCGGUGGCGCUCAAAUCGGGUUUGACCCAAGCUUCCGUCACGCAAACUCUGUUUGAUGAAAAGCCGAUUGUGAUUUUCGGGAUUAAUACGGUUUUAUUGCCCAAGGAAAUUUUCUGGAAUAUUACGAUUAACACGGCCGUUAAAGUUGUGCUGCCGGAGACGAAAGACGAGUUGGAAUCGCCGACUCAAUUAUCGGCGCUGAACGAGUCGGGUGCACUUAGGCGGGUCGGGUCGGGAAGGUACAUUGCUGGUAUGUAUUGUAUAUUAGGAUUUUUGUACGUAUUGGUAUGAAUCGACUCACUUUCCUGCUCGGUGUUGUAAUUUAUUUAUUUUUUUUAGCUUUUUGUGUAGAUUCAAUUUAUGCAUCGUAUCGUAUGCGUAUGUAAUAAAAAAAAAACACAUAAUCAAAGGAGGAGUCAUUGUAAGCUUUUAGCAUCUAGA
Molecule: messenger RNA, 1457 nt
Organism: Daucus carota subsp. sativus
Lineage: Eukaryota; Viridiplantae; Streptophyta; Magnoliopsida; Apiales; Apiaceae
Product: fasciclin-like arabinogalactan protein 4
Exons: 1
Coding region: 126-1307 (393 amino acids)
Biological process (GO): mucilage biosynthetic process involved in seed coat development; multidimensional cell growth; abscisic acid-activated signaling pathway
Cellular component (GO): plasma membrane
Source: RefSeq, a predicted model, not a curated record